This is a messenger RNA of Aspergillus steynii IBT 23096, 1270 nucleotides long. Its product is annotated as zinc-binding alcohol dehydrogenase family protein. The record is from RefSeq and is a predicted model, not a curated record. NCBI's taxonomy places the organism in Eukaryota, Fungi, Ascomycota, Eurotiomycetes, Eurotiales, Aspergillaceae. Bases 74 to 1123 code for a protein of 349 amino acids. The transcript has a single exon. Gene Ontology annotation, molecular function: oxidoreductase activity, acting on NAD(P)H.
GUAUAAAAUGCCGGUGAUAUCCCUGCAUCAGCUUCUUUUCCUGUAGCCACACAUUCAAAAUCCCUCCAUCACCAUGCCUCAGAAAGCCCUUGUUGUUUCCGACGAUCACCAGCCGGUUCUCGUCGCAGAUCAUCCGAUUCCGAAGCUUCGCGACAACUUCAUCCUUGUCAAAACUGUCAGCGUAGCUUUGAACCCGACCGACUGGAAGCAGCUUGAGAACAAUCCUCCCGCUGGCGCUGUGAUUGGUUGCGAUUAUGCCGGUAUCGUUGAGGAAGUUGGUAAAGGCGUGACCAAGCCUUUCCGCAAGGGUGAUCGCAUCUGUGGUUUCGCCCAUGGCUCCAACCUUGUGCAGCCAGAAAACGGCGCAUUUGCUGAAUACAUCGUGGUGAAGGGCGACGCGGCGGCUCUCAUCCCAGACUCGCUGAGCUUUGAAGAAGCCGCCACCUUGGGAAUCGGUAUCGCUACUGUCGGCCAGUCUUUGUAUCAAGACAAGGGACUGGGACUUGCACUACCCUCCAAGCCUCUUGCUCAGCCUGAGCCUAUUCUCAUUUACGGAGGCUCAUCGGCCUCGGGCUCGUUGGCCAUUCAAUUUGCCAAGCUCUCUGGAUAUACUGUGAUCACGACCUGCUCGCCGCGCAACUUUGAUUUCGUGAAACAGCUCGGUGCCGAUCUCGUUUUCGAUUAUCGCGAUCCAGAAGCCCCAAAGGCCAUUCGCGAAUACACCAAGGACGGGCUGAAACUUGUCUUUGACACUAUUGGAUUGGAUGACGCUAUCAAGUUCUGCGAUAGCGCAUUCUCCCCCGAAGGUGGUGACUACGUUACUCUGCUACUGAGCAAGCUCGAGCGAGAGAAUGUCAAGUCGCGCUGGAUUCUCGCGUAUGCCACUCUCGGUGAAUACUUUAAGUAUGGCCCAUAUGAGUUCCCUGAAGUCCCUGAAGAUUUCAAAUUUGCUGCGUGGUUCUGGGAUAUCGCGCAGCCUUUGCUGGCCGAGGGCAAGAUCAAGCCCCAUACGCCGAAGGUUUGUGCUGGGGGACUGAAUGGAGUAAUUGAGGGACUGAAGUUGAUGAAGGAAGGUAAGGUUAGUGGCGAGAAGUUGGUCUACAACAUUGCGGACACUCCUUGACUUUAUCAACCAUUUGGAUGAAUGAACGAUUGCUUGUUCAGCGGUCUAGCGAAUGUUUCCUUUGCUGUUUAGUGGCAGUAUGUUUACUGCGCAAUCUUUUGUAUUAUCAACCCCUUUCUAGCGAUGAAUCAAUAACAGUCUCCUCUC